Molecule: messenger RNA, 1926 nt
Organism: Colletotrichum abscissum
Lineage: Eukaryota; Fungi; Ascomycota; Sordariomycetes; Glomerellales; Glomerellaceae
Product: glutaminyl-tRNA synthetase
Exons: 4
Coding region: 1-1926 (641 amino acids)
Biological process (GO): glutaminyl-tRNA aminoacylation; translation
Cellular component (GO): cytosol; cytoplasm
Molecular function (GO): glutamine-tRNA ligase activity; ATP binding
Source: RefSeq, a predicted model, not a curated record
AUGGCGGACGCUGCUGCGGACCCCACCGCCAAGUUGGCCGAGUCGACGGCCAAGCUCCAGCUCGACGAGGAGACGGGAGAGAUGGUCAGCAAGGGCGAGCUGAAGAAGAGACUGGCAAAGCGAGCGAAGAAGGCCGCCACGGAAAAGGCAAAGGCUGCCAAGGACGCUGUCGCAAAGGCUGCCGGUGCUGGCGACAGCAAGCCCGCCGCGAAGCCCAAAGCUAAGCCUGAGGAGGUCGUCCUCGACCCGGAGGCCAUGUUCAAGCAGGGCUUCCUCCAGGAGGUCUACAAGGAGAGGCCGUCGGAGAAUGUCGUGACGCGUUUCCCUCCCGAGCCCAAUGGCUACUUGCACAUUGGCCAUGCCAAGGCCAUCGCUGUCAACUUCGGUUUCGCCAAGCAUCACGGAGGUGUCUGCUACCUGAGAUUCGACGACACGAACCCCGAGAAGGAGGAGGAGAGAUAUUUCACGGCCAUUGAGGAGAUGAUCAGCUGGCUGGGUUUCACACCGUACAAGAUCACGUACUCGAGUGACAACUUCCAGAAGCUGUACGAUUUGGCAGAGAAGAUGAUUACGUUGGAGAAGGCAUACGUAUGCUACUGCGGUGAUACCGAGAUCAAGCUCCAGCGUGGCGGUGAGAAAGGCGCUUCCCCUAGGUUCCGAUGCGAGCACGCGAACCACACCGUCGAAGAGAACCUGCAGAAAUUCAGAGAUAUGAAGGACGGCAAAUACAAGCCUAGGGAAGCAUUCUUGCGCAUGAAGCAGGAUAUCACCGACGGCAACCCCCAGAUGUGGGAUCUCGCCGCAUACCGCAUCAAGACCGACACGCCGCACCACCGCACCGGAUGGGACUGGAAGAUCUACCCGACAUACGAUUUCACGCACUGCCUGUGUGAUAGCUUCGAGGGCAUCACUCACUCACUCUGCACGACAGAGUUCGUCCAGAGCCGUGUCUCGUACGAAUGGCUCAACAAGACCCUCGGCGUUUACGAGCCGAUGCAGCGCGAGUACGGUCGUCUAGGUAUCACGGGUACUGUCUUGUCAAAGAGAAAGAUUCUCAAGCUGGUUGAGGAGAAGAUUGUGCGUGGCUGGGACGAUCCACGUCUGUACACUCUGAUCGGCAUCAAGCGCCGUGGUGUGCCCCCUCGCGCGAUUCUCGACUUCGUCAAUGAGCUGGGAGUCACGACGUCUGUCUCUGUCAUUCAGAUCAAGCGUUUCGAGCAGACGGUGCGCAAGUACCUAGAACGAACUGUUCCCAGAUUGAUGAUGGUCUUGGAUCCCAUCCCGGUUGUCAUCGAAGAUGCCGAGGCUACUGACGUAGAGCUCGCCUUCUCUCCCAAGGACCCCAACAUGGGUUCGCACACGAUCAAGUUCACCCCGACCGUCUAUAUCGAUCGCGCCGAUUUCAGAGAGAUCGACAGCAAGGAUUACUUCCGUCUUGCACCCAACAAGACCGUCGGUCUGCUCAACGCCCCCUUCCCCAUCAAGGCUACUUCCUACACCAAGGAUGAGGCGACAGGAAAGGUCACCGAGAUCCGCGCCGUCUACGACAAGGAGACGAAGAAGCCCAAGGCCUUCAUCAACUGGGUCGGUACCGAGGGUUCCAAGAAGGCCGAGGCCCGUAUUCACAACUCCUUGUUCAAGAGCGAGAAGCCCGACGACGCCGAGGGCGGUUUCCUCAACGACAUCAACCCCGAGAGCGAGGUCAUCUACCCCGACGCGCUCAUCGAGAGCGGUUUUGACGAAGUCAAGAGACGUGCACCUUGGCCUGAGGCUGCGGGUGAGAGCGAGCUCGGCAAGGGCGGACCUGAGAGUGUUCGUUUCCAGGCGACGCGCAUUGCCUACUUUGCCAUUGAUUCUGACAGUACCGAUGAGAAGAUUAUUCUCAACCGUAUUGUGUCGCUGAAGGAGGAUGCUGGAAAGGUUUAA